AUGAGAAAAAUCAUACUAAAAAACCCUGUAAAUUUAAUGGGCAUUCAUAAAAACAUGAAAAGAUCUAUACAUUCAUUUCAAAAAACAAUACCCAGAAAUCAAAAUCAAAACUUGCUGAAAGAAAUCACAAAUAUUCUUCAAUCUGAUAACUGGGAAAACACACUUUUUUGCUCAAAUGUCACAAAGAAACUGAACCCACUUGUAGUUCAAUCUUUGCUUCAGGAAAGCCAGGUUGGUUUUCAUUUAAAUAGUGAAAAGAUUGCUUUUUUAGCUAUGAUUUUAGGCAAUUGUAAUAUGUAUGGAUGUGUAAGUAUUCUUGUUGAUGCAUUGAUUGAAAUGAGAUGUUCCCCAUUGUUGGUUCUUGGUGCUUUUGUUGGUUGUGUGAAGAAAGGUAUUGGUGGUGGUUUAAAUUUUGAUUUGGAUUUUAAUCAAAAAGUUUUCGACGUGAUUAUUAGUAGGUUUAGAGGGAAGGGUUUGGUGGAUGAAGCUGUUGAAAUUGUUUUGAAAUACGGUCAAUUUGUUGAAAGUAAUUGGGUUUAUAAUACACUUAUAAAAGAUUUGUUUAUUCGGAAAAAGUUGGACCUUUUUUGGAAUGUGUGUGAAGCAAUGUCGAAAAAAGAUGGGUUUGUUGAUGUGUAUGGUUAUACUAAUAUGAUUAAGGCUCAUUGUAUGGUGGGAAAUAUUGAUAAAGCGAAAGCGGUGUUUGAUGAGAUGAGUGAGAAAGGGUGUGAACCUAGUUUAAUUACAUGUAAUGAAAUUAUCGGGGGUUUGUGUAAAGCGAGGCGUCUUGAUGAAGCGAUUGAGAUAAAGAGAAGUAUGGUUGAUAAGGGUUUAAAGCUUAAUGUGUUUUUGUAUACGACGUUAGUUAAUGGGUUUUGUAUGAUGAAGAGAUCGAAGGAUGCAAUAAUGGAAUUGAAGGAGAUGAUUGAUGCAGGCGUGGAGCCAAAUGUUGUGACGUAUAAUGCGUUGGUUAAUGGGCUUAUGGCACAAGGUUAUGUGGAAGAGGCAUUUAGGGUUAAAGAUGAGAUGAAAGCUAGUCAUGUUGGUGCAAAUUUGGUUGUUUAUAAUACGCUUCUUCACGGGCUAUGUAUUAGACUUGAUAUGAAGAGAGCACGUGAGUUAAUGGAUGAGAUAUUGAGUUUAGGGAUGAAACCGGAUUUCAGAACUUUUACCUUGUUGAUUAAUGGUUGUUGUAAAACGAAGCAAUUGAUUGAUGCUUUUGCAGUUUUGGAAGAUAUGAAGAAGCAUGAUUUGGAGCCGAAUGCAAAAACUUAUGGUCUUUUAAUCAUUGGGUUAUGUCAAACUGGGGACCUAGACAAGGCUAAUGCACUUCUUUUGGAAAUGAGUGUGAAUAAUAUUCAGCUAGAUCAUAUAGUCUACGAGAUCUGUUUAAAUGCUUUUUCAAAAGGAUAUGAUUACACAAAGUGUAAUAAAGUAUUCGAGGUGAUGAAGGAGCUAGGGAUAAUGCCAAAUGAAAGUUGUUAUGAAAGCCUUAUACGAAGCCUUAGUAGAGUUGACAAAAUGGAUGAAGCAAGAUUUUUCAUGAAUGAAAUGAUAGAGAGCAGUUUAGAGCCAAAUGCUCAGAUAUUUGGAGCAUUAAUUGAUGGCUAUUGUAAGUUUGGGGAAUUAAAGGUUGCACAUAAGUACUUCAAUGCAAUGCUAGGCCGUGGUUUAGUCCCAACAGUUGCAACUUAUGCAGUUUUAGUUGAAAAUUACUGUAAAAGGUCUCAAUCAAUUUAUGCGUUCUCUAUUUUCCGAAGCAUGCUUUCUAGAAAGUUCUUUCCCGAGGCUCUUACUUAUAAAGUCCUUAUUAAGGGUCUCGUGAAGUAUACCAUACAUGAAGAUAUAUCCGGGCUCUUGAUUGAACUCCACGAAAAAGGUUUCAUGUUUGAACUUUCAUCACCCAACUCUUUAGUAUUUAGUUUGUGCAAGAAAGGAGAAGCUGAAAAAGCUUGUAAGCUUAUUGAAAAUGGUUUGCUUACUCCAAGCAUCGUUACUUAUAAUAUCAUCAUGAAGGGAUUUUUCAAUAUAGGUAACACAAGCAGAGCAAAGAAAUUGUUCAAUGAUAUUAAGGAAAGAGGUGUGAGCCCAAAUGAUGGCAUGUAUACUACAAUGAUCACUGGUUUCUGCAAGUUUAAUGAUCUAACAACAGCAUGUGGAUUACUAGAUGAAAUGGUACAAACGGGUGGAUCUCCGAAUUGCUAUAUCUAUAAAUCUCUUGUCGACUUUUGUUACAGGACCGGGGAUUCGGAGAAAGCUAAAGACUUAAGUAGACAAAUGGUCGAAAAGGGUUUCAUGCUAACUUCGUCCUUAGACACGUUGGCUUCUAAAGAUCAAGAGCCUGAAAGAAGUCAAAUAGGAAUUUGAUGAAGGAAACACAAUAGCACUUGUUAGCAGCUAUAUUUGUUGCUAAUCUGUAUAGGCCAGAACCCCUGAAGGUAGGCGAAGGGAUAUAUUUCUACUUGAAAAGCCUUGGGACUACUGGAAAGGUCAAACUUAUAGCGUCAACAGUUUUGGUUUUGACUUCUUUGAGAUGCAAACAGAGUCAACACUUUUUAUACUUUUUUGGUAAGUGCGUUUAAUAGCGUGCUUGUUCAAUGUUCAGAUUGGCUUUUUAAAGGUGCCAAGCUUCUUUACUCUCUGCAUAGACAUGAGGAGUAGGGCUAGGAAAAAACCUGCACAUAAAGUAUAUGUUUUGGUACUUAGCAGAUAGAAAGUGAUAGUCAGAUUGCGGUAAUCACAUAUGUAAUCUGCACUAAUAAAUGAUUGCAACAAGUUGCUGCCCUUGUAAUUGUAUACGUGAUUGGAAUUUGCAGUAUUGUUGCCUUUUGAGUUGAUAUCUCUGGGUGAUGCAGUUGAGAAAUAAAUUUAUAAAGUUGGCUAGGAUUAAGGUUAGUUUCUCUAUGCCUUCAGGCUUAGAAGGCAAAAUAGGCGAGUCAGGUAAGAGGUCAAAAGAGGUAAACUUGGGUACAUGUUAAAAUGGAGUGUGUUGGUUUGACCGGAAA
This is a messenger RNA of Erigeron canadensis, 3005 nucleotides long. RefSeq names its product pentatricopeptide repeat-containing protein At5g61990, mitochondrial-like. Bases 1 to 2367 code for a protein of 788 amino acids. Gene Ontology annotation, molecular function: protein binding. NCBI's taxonomy places the organism in Eukaryota, Viridiplantae, Streptophyta, Magnoliopsida, Asterales, Asteraceae. The transcript is spliced from 2 exons. The record is from RefSeq and is a predicted model, not a curated record.